CGUGUAAGCACAUCGAGCUCUGUCUGGACUUUCCCUCACUCUCCAAAUGAUAUGAAGCUGACUGAGUAAACAUUGCGCAGUUGCACACCACUUAAAAACGUAACCACACUGGGACAGGCCCUCCUGAGCUGCAACAGCCCAUCCGUAUCACUUCCUUUUCUCUGCAUCAUGUGCCUCUCGGUCUCGUCUACUUCCUCUUUUGCUUUUGUAUCAGUCCUGACAACACUAUUUAUAUUUACUGCCCACCACAUGCCGAGCGAAGGCUUUGUGAGGAGAGAGGCCAGGUGAAACGCUCGGAGAAGAGUUGACAAUGUCGUCGGCGACGAAUGGCGAUGUGCUGUCUUUGUCGUCUUCCUCGUCAUUACCGUCCUUAUCAGCGGGAUCACAGGAACACGGUUCAUCUAAGAGCGACAGCAGCCUUCCCCCGAGCCAGCAGGAGAACACAUCAACCAAAGAAUUAUGGUCUGGGACAGAAAAUGUGAGUCCCAUGGAGGACAGAUUGCUUUCCACAGAUGAGCAGGUCACUUUGAUCACGGAGAGCUUGACAGUCACCUCCACGGAUCAGGAGAAACUGCUGCUGCUCAACAAGAACACCGAGCUCCGCAGAGUCAACAAAGAGCUGAUGAAGCUGAAUGAGGACUGGGACCAGGUGUACCGCAGCGCCACGCUGGGUCUGCAGCACCGACUGGAAGCUCUGGAGCUGGAGAACAGUGCCAUCAAACAGCUGAACAGCCGACUGCUCCUCAAAGCUGAACAUCAACAAAGUGCAAAGGAGUAUUAUGAGCAGUCGCUGAUGACUGAACUGAAAAAGAACCAGGAGCUGCAGGAAUACAUCAGGUUGUUGGAGAACAGGUUACACCAGGCAGAUAAAGGACAGGGAGGCUUCAGUGUUGUCAGUCCCGGGUCAUGUCCUAACGCUGGCCACAUUUCUGGAUGCAGCCCCUCAUCCUUCUUUACUUCUCCCAGCCCAGAAACAGGGUGGAAGGAGAAAAAGCAUAGCAGCUCCUCAUUGUUAUUACUAGGAAACAACUCCCAGAAAGAAAUGCAGGAUUUAAGAGAGCAGCUGGAGGCCCUUAAAUGUCAGACUGAGAUUUACGAGGCAGAAUAUCAGACGGAGCACAACGACCACAAGCACACGCUGCAGGAGAACCGAAGGCUCAGGAAGAAGAGGGAGGAGAUGCGCCAACAGGUGAAUCUCCUGCAAGAACAGCUCAAGAUUUAUGAGGACGACUUCAGGCGGGAYCGGUCCGACAAACAGGUUCUGCAGCGACUGCUGCUGCAGAAAGCGGCUCCCAACAAGGACCCGGUGCUGAUCCACCGCUGCAAUAACGAGCAGCAGCUGCUGGGGGGAGAAAAGAGAGCACAGAGUGGAGAGAAAAGGAAGCAGCA
Molecule: messenger RNA, 1389 nt
Organism: Austrofundulus limnaeus
Lineage: Eukaryota; Metazoa; Chordata; Actinopteri; Cyprinodontiformes; Rivulidae
Product: TNFAIP3-interacting protein 1
Biological process (GO): cellular response to lipopolysaccharide; regulation of transcription by RNA polymerase II
Source: RefSeq, a predicted model, not a curated record